Acaulospora colombiana is the source of this 396-nucleotide messenger RNA. The record is from the annotation of a GenBank genome assembly. NCBI's taxonomy places the organism in Eukaryota, Fungi, Glomeromycota, Glomeromycetes, Diversisporales, Acaulosporaceae.
AUGACUAGAGCAGUAUGGAAGAUAUUUACUCAUUCUCGUGAAGAACAACUUUUGAUAAAAUAUAGAAACAUCUUUGAUCAACCAAUGGAAAGUAUAUUGCAAAUUAUAUUACAAUUAGAAAAAAAUUAUAAUGAAAAUUCUAGUCAGUUUGAAAGCUUAUCAAAAGAUCUACUUAAUAAAGAAUCACUCAAAAUACCAGCUAGCUUAACUAUCCCUCCUCUUGUUGAGAUUCAGAUGCUUGAAAGCCUUGCCUUGAUAGCAACUUCAGUUACCUCGAAUGAAAAGCAAUUUCUAAAAGGUUCAAGUAUCUAUAAUUCCAAUGCAUCUAGUAGACUUCCAAGUCCUCCAUUAGUUAAUGAAAAAGAAGAAUUGAACACCCAUGUAGACUAUAAUUAA